This is a messenger RNA of Hippopotamus amphibius kiboko, 3310 nucleotides long. It is a transcript of the gene MDM2, whose product is annotated as MDM2 proto-oncogene. Gene Ontology annotation, molecular function: identical protein binding; ubiquitin protein ligase activity. Bases 144 to 1619 code for a protein of 491 amino acids. The transcript has 11 exons. Lineage: Eukaryota; Metazoa; Chordata; Mammalia; Artiodactyla; Hippopotamidae. Gene Ontology annotation, biological process: negative regulation of apoptotic process; regulation of cell cycle. Gene Ontology annotation, cellular component: nucleus. The record is from RefSeq and is a predicted model, not a curated record.
UUCGAGCGCCCCGGCGUCUGGGCCCGGCGAGGGGAAUGGUCGCCGAGGCCCAGGGCGUCGAGCUUCCGCGCGCCCCGUGAGGGGAACUGGAGAGCCUCGAGGGACGACCCCCCUCUCCCCCCGACUCCAGGCGCGAAAAGCAAAUGUGCAAUACCAACAUGUCUGUGUCUACUGAUGGUGCCGUAAGCACCUCACAGAUUCCAGCUUCGGAACAAGAGACCCUGGUUAGACCAAAGCCUUUGCUUUUGAAGUUGUUGAAGUCUGUUGGUGCACAGAAGGACACUUAUACUAUGAAAGAGGUUAUAUUUUAUCUGGGCCAGUAUAUUAUGACUAAACGAUUAUAUGAUGAGAAACAACAGCAUAUUGUGUAUUGUUCAAAUGAUCCUCUAGGGGAUUUGUUUGGAGUGCCAAGCUUCUCUGUGAAAGAGCACAGGAAAAUAUAUACAAUGAUCUAUAGAAACUUGGUGGUAGUCAAUCAGCAGGAAUCAUCAGAUUCAGGCACAUCUUUGAGUGAAAACAGGUGUCAUCUUGAAGGUGGAAGUGAGCAAAAGGACCUUGUGCAAGAGCUACAGGAAGAGAAACCUUCAUCUUCAGAUUUGGUUUCUAGACCAUCUACCUCAUCUAGAAGGAGAGCAGUUAGUGAGACAGAAGAAAAUUCAGAUGAAUUGCCUGGUGAGAGACAAAGAAAGCGCCACAAAUCUGAUAAUAUUUCCCUUUCCUUUGAUGAAAGCCUUGCUCUGUGUGUAAUAAGGGAGAUAUGUUGUGAAAGAAGCAGUAGCAGUGAAUCAACAGGGACUCCAUCAAAUGCGGAUCUUGAUGCUGGUGUAAGUGAACAUUCAGGUGAUUGGUUGGAUCAGGAUUCAGUUUCAGAUCAAUUCAGUGUAGAAUUUGAAGUUGAGUCUCUUGAUUCAGAAGAUUAUAGCCUUAGUGAAGAAGGACAAGAACUCUCAGAUGAAGAUGAUGAGGUAUAUCGAGUUACUGUGUUUCAGGCAGGGGAGAGCGAUACAGACUCAUUUGAAGAAGAUCCUGAAAUUUCCUUAGCUGACUAUUGGAAGUGUACUUCAUGCAAUGAAAUGAAUCCUCCCCUUCCACCUCAUUGCAACAGAUGUUGGGCCCUUCGUGAGAAUUGGCUUCCUGAAGAUAAAGGGAAAGAUAAAGGGAAAAUGUCUGAGAAAGCCAAACUAGAAAACUCAGCACAAGUAGAAGAGGGCUUUGAUGUCCCUGACUGUAAGAAAUCUACAGUGAAUGAUUCCCGAGAAUCAUGUGUUGAGGAAAAUGAUGAUAAGAUCACACAAGCCUCCCUGUCCCAAGAAAGUGAGGACUAUUCUCAGCCAUCAACUUCUAAUAGCAUCAUUUAUAGUAGCCAAGAAGAUGUCAAAGAGUUUGAGAGGGAAGAAACACAAGACAAAGAAGAAAAUGUGGAAUCUAGUUUUCCUCUUAAUGCUACUGAACCUUGUGUGAUUUGCCAAGGUCGACCUAAAAAUGGUUGCAUCGUCCAUGGCAAAACAGGGCAUCUUAUGGCAUGCUUUACAUGUGCAAAGAAGCUAAAGAAAAGGAAUAAGCCCUGUCCAGUAUGUCGACAACCAAUUCAAAUGAUUGUGCUAACUUAUUUCCCCUAGUUGAACUACCUAUAAAAGUAGAAUUGUAUAUUUCUAUGUAAGUAAAGACUUAGAUAUGAAAUCUAUUUUUAUUUUUUUAGCUACGUCAAAGCAAUAAAAUCUACUACGUGUAGAUUUCUCACAAUAGUGGAUAGUCACUUUUAAGAAAAUGCCUCUUCUGUUGAUAUUUUAUAUUUGGAUCUUAAUGUCAUUUGCAUUGCAUAUAUCAUCCUUUACCCCUCUACCCGUCUUUUUUUUUUUUUCCUUUGGGCUGCACAGCACCCCAUGGGAUCUUAGUUCCCCAACCCUGCACCGAACCCACACCCCCUGCAGUGGGAGCACAGUCUUAAUGCUGGACCGACAGGGAACUCCCUACUGUUCAUAUUUUAAAUAAUUUACACUUUCUCUUAAAUGAGAAGUUUCUGAUCUUUUAAGAAAUAUAUAAACACAUUUAAAUGUAACUUAUUUAGUACUUUUCAUGUAAGAAGGAGAGGUUCGUGUGAAAGAUUUAAUAUUUAAAUUUUAGAUACUCUUAAACCUUCCAGUCCUUAGUUUCAGAGACUCUGAAAAUACUAUAUCCCCUACAUACAAACCUUCAGGAUGCCACUUUUGCAAAGAUACAAACGUAUGUUUGCAUAUCUAGUCACAGAAGUUAGUUCACGUGAGUGGCAAAUGUUGUCACGUGCGUGCAUCCUUUACAAGUGGUUAUGCUUUUGUGUACCUUACUGUAUGAGUAGGAAUCUCCAACCCCCCAGGCCAUGGACUGGUACCAGUCUGUGGCCUGUUAGGAGCUGCGAAACACAGCAGGAGGUGAGUGUGAGCAGGCAAGCAAGCAAAACUUCAUCUGUAUUUAUAGCAGUUCUCCAUCACUUGCAUUACCGCCUGAGCUCCACCUCCUGUCAGCAUUAUGGUGAGUUACAGAAUUAUUUCUUUAUAUAUUACAAUGUAAUAAUAAUAGAAAUAAAGAGCACAAUUAAUGUGAUACACUUCACUCAUCCCGAAACUUUCCCCCACCCCACCCCAUAUCGCAGGCAGCAGAUGCAUGCUCUUCCACAAAACCGGUCCCUGGCACCAAAAAGGUUCAGAAAGGUUGGGAACCACUGGUAUAUAGAGUACAGUAGUACAGUAUCUUUAUUUCAAGCCCAGGGUAUCUGGAAGCAAGAGUAAAAGCAGCAGUGGUGUAGCUGGUACUGCUAAGAAGUUCCAAGUGAUGAUGAUGAAAACAAAAGGGAAAGUAAUUGAGAGUGAAGCAACAAGAGGAAGAAGUAACUGAAGAACCAAAGAGAUUCACAACUCAGAAAAUGGCAAGGGGAUUUUCUUUGAGGAGGCACUGUUAGUUUGAGGCACAGGACCCAAAGAAAGGUUGCAGCAGCUGUGCAGAUGCAAUCCAGUGCUACCAUGUUAUCUAUGCUGAGGAGAAAAGAACUACUACCCAGACAUCACUGGAUCGUUUUUUCAAGAGGAUAGGUAGAAUUGAAUCCAGCAAGGAACGAGAACCUGUGUCGUCAACAUCAGGCGUGAGUGAAAUUGCAGCUUGCCCUCCAUCUGUUGCUGACCAUCCUUCAGCUCUACCAUCUCCCACCUCCUCUCCCUUCUCCAGUCAGUAACUCUUCUUGCCUGUUCACUGAUGCCAGCCCCUGUAUGCCAGCUGUUAUACUGUACUACUGUACUUUUCAAGGUACUUCACUGUAAGAUUAAAAAUGUUUUCUUUA